GUUGAAAGGCUCCAGCUUCCUGGUUUCGGCGGCAAUGCGUGCAAGCUAACAAGUCUGGACGUUUUUGUGUCGAAAAGAUAGUAAAUUACUAAGAUAUAAUAGCGGGAAUUGCACAACAUUUUGCACAGCAAUGAGUUUACCUCUGAACCCCAAGCCCUUCCUGAACGGACUGACAGGCAAGCCGGUGAUGGUGAAGCUGAAGUGGGGGAUGGAGUACAAGGGCUACCUAGUGUCUGUGGACAGCUACAUGAACAUGCAGUUGGCGAACACAGAAGAGUACGUGGAUGGAGCGUUGGCUGGUCACCUUGGAGAAGUACUUGUUAGGUGCAAUAAUGUUUUAUAUAUUAGAGGAGUAGAGGAAGAAGAGGAGGACGGAGAAAUGAAAGAAUGAUGGAGAGGAUGAGACUUGCAACUGAAGAUCUGGAUGAGUGUUGUGUUUGAAUCUUUGUUUUUGCAUUUUCACUAUGUGGAAAAUGGACUCUUGGGAAGCAAGUUAGCUUUAUUUGUGUGAAACUUUCAAGGAAACAAUUUUUUUUUUUUACUGUUUAUGAUCCAAUAUGAUGUAGCUAAUUACAUUUAUAUCACUGUAGAAAAAUAAAUAAAAUAAUGGUUAUUGUACCCUUUCCUAAA
This is a messenger RNA of Coregonus clupeaformis (lake whitefish), 630 nucleotides long. RefSeq names its product small nuclear ribonucleoprotein F. The transcript is spliced from 4 exons. NCBI's taxonomy places the organism in Eukaryota, Metazoa, Chordata, Actinopteri, Salmoniformes, Salmonidae. Gene Ontology annotation, molecular function: RNA binding. Gene Ontology annotation, biological process: spliceosomal snRNP assembly; mRNA splicing, via spliceosome. Gene Ontology annotation, cellular component: catalytic step 2 spliceosome; U1 snRNP. The record is from RefSeq and is a predicted model, not a curated record. The coding region runs from base 131 to 391 and encodes 86 amino acids.